AUGGAUUCAGCAAAGAAAAGCGGUGGCGUAAAACGUAAACAUCGUGCGUUGUCGAUUGCAGAGAAAGUGGAAGUGCUUAAAAAACUUGAUAGCGGCGUGUCUGUGCGAACCAUUUGUGAAACAUACAGCAUCGGCUCUUCAACAGUGUACGAUAUUAAAAAACAGAAAGAAAAACUGUUAAAGUUCUUUUCUGACAGUGGAUCAAAAAGGAAAAUGUUUGUAAGGAAGUCAAUGUCGGAGGGAAAAAGUGCGGAACUAGACCAAGUUCUCAUAACCUGGUUUAAACUUCGUGUAAGUGAAGGUGUGGAAAUUUCUGGUGAUUUAUUAAAGGAACAAGCCAAAGUGUUUCAUGAAGAGCUGGGAUUGCAACACAAGUGUGACUAUACAGAAGGUUGGCUGCAACGUUUCAAGUCGCGACAUGGCUUACAGUUUCGUGCAGUAUGUGGUGAUAAACGUUCAGCAGACAAGGAUGCAGCUAGUGCCUAUGUGGAUGAAUUUGCAAAGUUAGUUAGUGAUGGACAUUUAAGUCCUGAACAAGUGUACAAUGCUGACGAAACUGCCUUAUUUUGGAGAUGUACGCCAAAAAGAACUGACAACUGA
This is a messenger RNA of Homarus americanus (American lobster), 600 nucleotides long. RefSeq names its product jerky protein homolog. The transcript has a single exon. Gene Ontology annotation, cellular component: nucleus. The coding region runs from base 1 to 600 and encodes 199 amino acids. The record is from RefSeq and is a predicted model, not a curated record. Gene Ontology annotation, molecular function: DNA binding. NCBI's taxonomy places the organism in Eukaryota, Metazoa, Arthropoda, Malacostraca, Decapoda, Nephropidae.